CCGAUCUGCUCGAAAAUUCAGCGAUCGAGUGGCUGGCGCCGUGCAGCGGAACAACCGAUUCUCGUCCACCCCCUCAACUCACCCGCUGUCGCGCACUUUCUUUUUUUUGUUUGUUUUUUUUUUUUUUUGUUUUUUUUCAAGGUGUCGUUGUGAGUGACAAGGAGCAACAUGUCGUGGGCCGAUGAAGAAGCCGCGCCGUGGGACGCUGGCAGCACCGAGGAAACGACGACCGGUACCGAGGGUGAGUCGAGCGGUACCGAGGGCUUCUCGAGCGAGGGUGGCGGACCACCGCCCCCACCGCCCUUCGACUUUCGCGUUCUGCCGAGGUGUGAUCCGCCCAAGUACACCCUGCACUGGGUUCGGCCGCUCUUUCUCAAUUACGGAUACCUAUACGAUUACAGGCAAAACUACUACAACGACGUGAUCGACUGGAUGAACAAGAGGAACAAGGGAAUAAGCCGCGAGACGCCGCGAGCCCAGGAGUGGUCCGAGCGCGCCAUGAGAACGUACGACCAGAAGAACAAGGACAAGAGCCGCAAGGGCGUCGCCGACAUGAACAUCCUCAGGAGCUACAAGCCCAAGGUUCGCCACUACAGCUACCACACGCGGGCCUACUACAGUCUCAAGUACCAAAAGAUACUCUGAGCUACGCUGAGGGAACGCGAGCGACCAAACAAGGGGA
Messenger RNA from Copidosoma floridanum, 682 nucleotides. It is a transcript of the gene fln, whose product is annotated as flightin. The record is from RefSeq and is a predicted model, not a curated record. Lineage: Eukaryota; Metazoa; Arthropoda; Insecta; Hymenoptera; Encyrtidae.